ACGGCUGUAGGAAAAAAACCAAAAUAUAUAAAAUUAAAAAGAGGGAAAAUAAGAGCAAAGUGCAAAACUUACUGAACCAUUUUCCCGCUAAAACCAGAGAAUCGCAUUUCUAGAAUCUUCCACCACACUCCUCCGCCGCCAUAGCAAUGUCGAAGAAAAGAGGUUUGUCUUUGGAAGAGAAGCGAGAGAAGAUGCUUCAAAUUUUUUACGAAUCUCAAGAUUUCUACCUGCUUAAGGAGCUUGAGAAGAUGGGUCCCAAAAAGGGUGUUAUUUCUCAGUCUGUGAAAGAUGUUGUCCAAAGCUUGGUGGAUGAUGACCUUGUUUCUAAGGAUAAGAUAGGAACUUCUGUAUACUUCUGGAGUCUUCCUAGCUGUGCUGGGAAUCAGCUUAGGAAUGUGCAUCAAAAACUUGAUUCUGAUCUGCAAAGCAGUGGGAAGCGGCAUGCCCAACUUGUUGAACAAUGCGAGGCAUUAAAGAAAGGGCGUGAGGAAUCUGAUGAACGAGAGGCAGCCCUAGCAGAUUUAAAAGCCAUUGAGCUGAAGCAUAAGGAAUUAAAGAACGAGUUGGAAAAAUAUAGAGAUAAUGAUCCAGCUGCCUUUGAAGCAAUGAAGGAAGCAAUUGAAGUUGCUCAUACAUCAGCUAACAGAUGGACAGACAAUAUUUUCACUCUGAAGCAAUGGUGUUCAAACAAUUUCCCUCAGGCUAAGGAACAACUGGAAAACAUGUACAAGGAGAUUGGUAUUACAGAUGAUUUUGACUAUUUGGAGAUGGCACCUCUUCCAUCAAAAGCAGAAGCUGAAUGAAUAUUACUUGGCCUGUCUGAAAAUCCAAUCCCCUGAUUUCCAUGCUUCUCUCAAACACAGAUAACUAAAAUUUAAACUUGGUAUUGCCUAUGACAUCCACUUUUGUAGAGAAGUGACUUGUAUUUUUCUCUCUAGUUGUCUUAAUCAGGAUUAGGUUUUAAAAAUAUGUAUAUAUAAAGAUUAUCCUUUUCUGCCUC
Messenger RNA from Vicia villosa (hairy vetch), 1000 nucleotides. Its product is annotated as meiotic nuclear division protein 1 homolog. NCBI's taxonomy places the organism in Eukaryota, Viridiplantae, Streptophyta, Magnoliopsida, Fabales, Fabaceae. Gene Ontology annotation, molecular function: double-stranded DNA binding. Gene Ontology annotation, cellular component: nucleus. The transcript is spliced from 10 exons. The coding region runs from base 147 to 803 and encodes 218 amino acids. The record is from RefSeq and is a predicted model, not a curated record. Gene Ontology annotation, biological process: reciprocal meiotic recombination.